Messenger RNA from Iphiclides podalirius (scarce swallowtail), 870 nucleotides. NCBI's taxonomy places the organism in Eukaryota, Metazoa, Arthropoda, Insecta, Lepidoptera, Papilionidae. The record is from the annotation of a GenBank genome assembly.
AUGAAGGAAUUUCACUCAAGCAAAAACUCAUUAAGUUUCAACAUGUCUGAGCGGGAACCAAUAAGUGGUUCAAGCCGUGACUACGGCUCGACCGCAGCGCCUCCCACCGUCGGUUUCGCCGAUUUCAGUCCAACAGAGUUGUACAAUUUGAGUGAAGGCAUCGCAGACAAUGUCAACGCUAUUAAUAGUGGACUCCGAACGUUGGAAAAAAUGAUGAAACAAAUUGGAGGCCCCAACGACAGUGUACAACUUAGAGAUAGAAUCCACGACACGCAGCAGAGCGUGAACCGCUCGGUCUCGUCGACGGCGCGCGACAUCCAACGGCUGGGUGUGGUGGUGAGGAGAGGCGAUAAGCCGCAGAAGCUGCAGGUGGAGAGGCUCACGCAGGCCUUCAGGGACGCCCUGGCCAACUACUCUGCGGUGCAGAAGCAAGUAUCGGAGAAGAUGGCGGCGCACAUGCCAUCGAAACCGCGCGUGAGGAACGACCCUCAGGCGAUGGAAGAGCAGGCGAUCGCUGAUGAUGAAGAGGCGACACUGCUGGCGAACCAACAGGCGCAGGCCCGCCUGGUGCAGUUCGAAACCAGCAUGCUGCUGGAGAAGGAGGCGUACAUGAACAAAAUCGAAGCGGACGUUCUAGACGUAAACCAGAUAAUGCAGGAGUUGGCUGACAUGGUCAGCGCUCAAGCCCAGACAGUCGACACCGUGGAAAGCCACAUUGAAGCGGCCGGCUCUAGUGUUGAGGCUGGCGUGGAUGAGCUAGCCAAAGCUGCCGAGUACCAAAGGAGAUAUAGGAGGAAGAUGUUCAUAUUCAUACUGAUUGGUAUAAUCAUAGGCAUCAUAUUGAUUGUGUGGAUAGUCAAAGCCUUCAGA